Anastrepha ludens (Mexican fruit fly) is the source of this 753-nucleotide messenger RNA. RefSeq lists its product as uncharacterized. Bases 1 to 669 code for a protein of 222 amino acids. Lineage: Eukaryota; Metazoa; Arthropoda; Insecta; Diptera; Tephritidae. The record is from RefSeq and is a predicted model, not a curated record. The transcript has a single exon. Gene Ontology annotation, molecular function: nucleic acid binding; zinc ion binding.
AUGUUAAAAAAAAUUAAAUCGCAACCUGACCUCAAGGAACUGAGCCAUAUAGUAAAGGGCAUUAGAAAGACGGCGAAGGACGAAUUAUUAUUCGAACUAAAGCGGCAAGCUGACCCAGCUACUGAAAAGCUCAAGACAGCAAUAGAAUGUGUCCUUGGCGAAAGUGCACAGGUUCGCUCACUAACCCAAGAAACGGCCUUACAAAUAAAGGAUAUUGAUGAAGUGACGUCCAGAGAAGAAGUGUUAGAGGCGAUAAAAAAUAGCCUCCCGGAGGGAAAAGUUACGCUAUCAGUCAUUCGAGCAAUGCAUACAGCAUACGGUGGCACGCAGACAUGCACCAUCAGCCUACCACCGGCAUCCGCCCAAAAGCUGAUAAGCCUAUCCAAAAUACGUAUUGGCUGGGUCUACUGCCGCAUUAGGGAAAAGGCAGCUAUAACAAGGUGCUACAAAUGCCACGAUUUUGGCCACCUGGCAAGGAACUGCAAGAGCGAAGAUGACCGCACUACUCAGUGCUUCAGAUGUGGAGGGCAAGACCAUAAGGUUAAAAACUGCGUAAAUACGCCGAGGUGUGCGCUAUGUCUACAGCACGGCGAAAGUGACACUAACCAUGUGUCGGGAGGGCGAACAUGCCCCGCAUUCCAGAGAGCAGCCCAACAGAAGAAAGUAUGAAGGUCUUGCAACUUAACCUCAACCACUGCGAAGCAGCGCAAAGCCUGCUUACCCAAACAGUAUACGAACUGGGCAUCGAUGUUG